This is a messenger RNA of Cheilinus undulatus (humphead wrasse), 2475 nucleotides long. RefSeq names its product V-set and immunoglobulin domain-containing protein 10-like 2. NCBI's taxonomy places the organism in Eukaryota, Metazoa, Chordata, Actinopteri, Labriformes, Labridae. Gene Ontology annotation, molecular function: protein binding. The coding region runs from base 1 to 2475 and encodes 824 amino acids. The transcript has 12 exons. The record is from RefSeq and is a predicted model, not a curated record.
AUGGUCGAGAUCAUGAAGAUCAAUCACAACUGGGAGGUGGUGUACCAGGACACCAGCGUGGAUGGGGUGGUGGGCAACGCUGUGAUCCUGGAGUGUGGUGCCACCUUACCUGACAUGUACAUAUGGAGCUUCACUAAGCCGGGCACUGAAGCUAUAAAGGCUGUGGUGUAUAAUUUAGGUAAAGGAACCAGGAUCCAGAAGCUGGCUGAAACACUUGGAAAGGUCAGCCUCAUCUCCAACAGCGCGGCUGUUAGCAUCGAGAACCUGCUUGUGGCGGCUCAUGGUCUGUUCACCUGCCAAGCCUUCUACGACAUCACGCGAGAGCCCAAAGUCUACUACUACUACGUGCAUCUCAAUGUCCAAAUUCCAGUCACAAAGCCUUUCCUCCUGGUGAGUGAUGUCUCUCCAGUGGAGGGAUCUACUAUAUGGAUGCGCUGCAACCUGGAAAACGGGACAGGACCAGUCCAGUAUAUGUGGCAACAUGAACCUCGUGGUGGCAACAUCACAACCUUUGCAUACAGUGACACCAACAUUAUCAACGUGACAAAUGUCAACCGUAACCACACGGGCUUCUACCGCUGUGUGGCAAGCAACGCUGUCAACAGCAAGGGCUCCAACAGAUUACUGCUGGAAACCAUCUUUGGCCCAGACAUCCCUCAGAUAGACGUGUCUCCGUACACGAUAACAGAGCGGGGAUAUUCAGCUGUGGAGAGAGGGACAGUCUCUUUACUGUGUCAAGCCCAGUCUAACCCGGCCAGUCAGUACGUCUGGUUCCACAAUAACUCCCAGGUCUACGCUGGGUCACAUUACACCAUCACCAGGAUCUUCCGCAUGCACACCGGCGACUACGCCUGCUUGGCGCAGAACACCUACCUCAACACCCGCUCCAAAAAAACCAUCAGCCUGACUGUCUACUACCCACCGGAUGGCUCCCCAUCUUGUUCUGUGGAGCCAGCUCUGAAUCACACCGCUCUGAGACUGCUCUGCUCUUGGCCUGGUGGAUUUCCUUCCCCCUCCCUCAGCUGGACCGGAGAUUUACAGCGACUGGCACAAAAUGAGACUGACACGGAGCAGCAAACAAAUCCACUGACCAACACUGCCAUCUUGCUGCGAUCAAAAGACUUGUCCUCUAACAACAGUUUGUUCUCAUGCAUUGGCUCCCAUAUAGCACUGAAACAACCACUUGGGUGCAGCACACGCUCAUAUAUUCCCCCAGCAGAGCCGGUGUGCUUUGCUUAUGUGACCAACAACAGAAAGUACCUGCUACUGUCCUGCUCCUGGGAUGGGGGCACUCCAAAAGCCUUAGUGUGGUGGGAAGGCCCGGGGGGACAGGGAAAAGGUGGGGAAGAAAACUCAAACAUCUUGAUCCUUCGUUAUGGCACUGCUCAAGGAGGUCUACCCUACACCUGCCAUGCAAGGCAUCCACUUCUGGCCCAAACUAAGACCUGCAGACUCACACUGGAGGCUCCCAUACUGCUGACGCAGCGUAGGGUGGUCUCUGUGUAUGAGGGGAGUGACGUCCAGCUCACCUGUAACCUCAGGGCCAACUACCUCCCAGCCAGUGAAAUCGCCUGGUUUAACAAUCAGGGUGUAAACGUCCAAGAUACUUCCAAGUACAAGCUGCAGCGCACAUCUGCAUGGGCAAAUCUGACUGUGAAAGACACACAUGAGAGAGAAGACAGCGGUGAAUACAGAUGCUCCACUUCCAACGCAGUGGGAGGGACUGAAGUCAAUGUCACUUUAGUGGUCAAACGACACCCAAUGCCACCCAACGUGACCCUGGUAAAAGUGGCAUACAACAGCCUACAGCGCACAGAGGUGGAGCUGGAGUGGAAGGUAGAGAGUGAAGAAGAAAAAGGCUGGACAGGUUUCAUCCUGGAGCACCAAUGGAUGUCAGAGCGACCAGGAAGGAGAGGCAGCAACAAUGACACAAAUGCAGAGACAAAGGACAAGAUUGGCCCACCGGUCUGGUAUCGAAACUUCAUCCAAGACCCAGAACUCAGGACUCACACAGUGGGAAAGCUGACACCAACCGAGACUUACCAGUUCCGUGUCACACCUAUGAACCACCGCACCAUUGGCCACCCUUCUUCAGCAAAGUCUCCAGCGGAACCCAGCUCCAACGUGCUCCCUGCUGUGAUUGGAGCAGCUUUAGGUGGGAUGCUUGUGGCAGCUUUCCUCACAGUGCUGCUUCUCAUCUUCAUAAUCCGCAACCGCAACAACAAUCCCCGACUACAUGACUUGCUGUUCGGUUUGCAGCACAGUCAGUCGAGGGAAAAUAUCAACUUCCCAGAGGAUGAAGUGGUGGCCGGGACAGAGGGGGGAACAGAGGAGAUUGGUGCAUCAUCCAGUCCAGGUCCAAGCAUGGCUUUACCACGGGCAUCUUCACCCCUCACCACUGCACAAGCCCCGCCUCCUGGAGAUGACAAUGAGCCUGUAAACGUCACCAUCACAGUCCAGGCUACCGGCUCAUAG